AUGAGUGAAAUUGUAAAGGCUCCCGAGGGCACUAUCGUAAUUUUUGUGCUGGGUGGACCUGGCUCUGGUAAAGGAACGCAAUGCAAUAAAAUAGUCAAAGAUUUUGGAUUUGUUCAUUUGUCCGCCGGAGAUUUGCUUCGAGAGGAGCAACAAAAUCCGAAUUCUAAAGACGGUGACUUGAUAAAAACAUAUAUUAAAGAAGGCAAAAUCGUGCCUACGGAAAUUACUGUUAAAUUGAUUUCGAAGAAAAUGCAAGAAAGCAAAUCAAAUAUAUUUUUAAUAGAUGGAUUUCCACGAAAACUUGAUCAGGCUGAGUGCAUUAGUGGCGUGACACUUGUACCAAUGGCAUUCCAGCACUAUCGCAUCACUACAGGUGCAGACAUUUGGAAUCUUGAUAGUGAAGUAGUAGAGCCACAUUUCAUUCUUUUUCUUGAUUGUGAUAAAGAAGUUAUGAAACAACGUCUCUUGAAGCGUGGAGAAACUAGCGGUCGAAUUGAUGACAAUAUUGAAACAAUUGAAAAACGAUUCAAAGUUUUUGAAGAGGAGAGUUUACCCGUAAUCGAAUAUUUUGGAGAAAAAGAAAAAGUUCAUAGGAUACCUUGUACUGAAAGUCCUGAUGAGGUUUAUUUAAAGAUCAGACCAUUGCUUGAAGGUCUGAAUAAAUAA
This is a messenger RNA of Dentiscutata heterogama, 666 nucleotides long. Lineage: Eukaryota; Fungi; Glomeromycota; Glomeromycetes; Diversisporales; Gigasporaceae. The record is from the annotation of a GenBank genome assembly.